AUGGAGGAACCUGAGUCUCCAUCCUAUCCAACCCAGCCUGUUCUGGGGAGGCUCAGGAGGAGGAUGAUACCCCCGGCUUUGCAGAAGAAACAAGAGAUCCACGUGGCCAAGGCCAGGCGGAGACGCGCUCUGAGGUCGGAGCUACCGGUCAGGCAGACCAGCUGCAUCUUCCAGCAGCCGGUGACCACAGUCAGGUCCCGGCCCGGCGACCAGGUCAGGCGCAAGCUAGGGCAGGAGCACCUGGAGAGGCCCCAGCAACUCUGUGCCUACGGGAGGCUGCAGGGGCUGCAGGCCUGCGACAGCGAGGGAGAACCUUGUGGCCCACUAGAUUUUUCAAACGCCUUGAGAAUCAUCGCGAAGGGAAUUGCAGAGCAGUGCCCGGGCGGGGCUGGCGCUGCGGGUCCCCAGGACAGCCCCGGGCGCGCCCCCGGCCCGGCCGCCACCGCUGCAGCAGCAGCAGCAUUCGGGGAGCUCAGCCAGGGAGCCCGUCUCCACCUCCCGCCGCUGCUGCCCCUGCCCAGCCAGCUGGUGACAACUGCAGACAUCCGCAGACAGGAGCGCAGGGUCAAGAAGGCCAGGCAGAGGCUGGCUGAGGCCCUGAGGGCGGACAGACUGGCCAGGGAGGCCGAGAGAGGGAGGAGCCCAGAGGGAGUCGCGGAGACCGCAGACCAGAACGAAGACGCAGCCGGGUAG
This is a messenger RNA of Microcebus murinus (gray mouse lemur), 693 nucleotides long. Its product is annotated as methyl-CpG-binding domain protein 3-like 2B. NCBI's taxonomy places the organism in Eukaryota, Metazoa, Chordata, Mammalia, Primates, Cheirogaleidae. The record is from RefSeq and is a predicted model, not a curated record.